Messenger RNA from Pygocentrus nattereri (red-bellied piranha), 1654 nucleotides. It is a transcript of the gene polr3d, whose product is annotated as polymerase (RNA) III (DNA directed) polypeptide D. The record is from RefSeq and is a predicted model, not a curated record. The transcript is spliced from 9 exons. Lineage: Eukaryota; Metazoa; Chordata; Actinopteri; Characiformes; Serrasalmidae. Bases 154 to 1344 code for a protein of 396 amino acids. Gene Ontology annotation, biological process: transcription by RNA polymerase III. Gene Ontology annotation, molecular function: DNA binding. Gene Ontology annotation, cellular component: RNA polymerase III complex.
UUCUACGUACCACGUCACAUCCUCGGUCGUAUCACUAAUAAAACUCCUCCCAUGUUUAACUUGUCUUGUUUUAAAUUUCGUUAUUCAACAGACAGUCGCUUUAUUCUGGGCCGUUUUGCUGAAGUCGCUUAACAGCUCGAAAUCGGAGUGAGGAUGGCCACCCCAGGCUCCGGUGAUGCUGGACCACCCCGGACCACUCAGCCCGGAGGAGGGGGUAGGGGUGCAGUGCUCGGCCGCAGACUGCCUGCUGCUAUUUCUCCCGGCCGCCUCCCCACCAUGCGCUCCAGAGACCUCACACUAGGAGGAGUGAAGAAGAAAACAUUCACGCCCAAUAUCAUCAGCCGAAAGAGUAAAGAUGAACUGAAAGCUGACGAAGGACCCAGGAGAGAGAGGAAGGAUGCGGAUCGAGGGCGACAGAGAGAUGGGCGUGGCAGGGGGCGGGGUCGCCCAGAGGUCAUCCAAUCCCAUUCCAUCUUCGAGCAGGGCCCUGCGGAGAUGAUGGCCAAGAGGAGAGGUGUGUAUGAUGACGUGCGAGAAACUCCCAACAGCGGACCCUCCCCCAUCAUCAAUAUUAAGAAAGAGAAGAGAGAGACGGAGGAGGAAACGAAAGAGAUUCUGCGCAAGCUGGAGAGAGACAAUUUUCUAGAUGACCCUCACUUAAGGAGCGAGGCACGGAGUUGUCCCGUCCAGCUUCCCCUGGCUGUGUCCGGCUGGAUCUUUAAGGAGGAGUUUGAGGAGGACACCAAGAUAGGCCUCAAAAUGGAGAGCAACUCUGGAGAAGCUGAACCAAUGAACACUGAAAGCUCUGGCGCUGUUUCAGUUAAACAAGAACCUCCUGAUGUACCUGAGGUAAAGAAGGCGGAGCCCAUGUUAAAGCCACCGCCCAUACAUGAGCCCGAUUCACUGCCUGAACUGCUUGAAGCCUGGGGUCAGUGUAAAGAGGAGGAGCUGCUCUUCAUGCAGCUUCCUGAUUCGUUACCAGGCCAGCCGCCCACAACUGAUGUAAGACCAACCAAAACAGCUGUCCAGUCAGAGGAUGGUCAGUCCAUGCUGCAGAAAACUGAAGGCCAGCAGGAGGAGGCUGAAGAGGAGAACAGCUGCUGCCUGAAGGACCUACAGGAGGGUUUGGUGGGCCGCAUGCUGGUGAGGAAAUCUGGAAGAGUGCAGCUCAUCCUAGGGAACAUCACGCUGGACGUGGCUCUAGGGACCCCCUGCUCUUUCCUUCAGGAGUUGGUGUCCGUUGGGACAGAAGGCAGAAGAGGGGAUCUGUCUGUGCUCGGCCACAUUAAACACAGACUGGUUUGUUCACCUGACUUCCAGGCUCUUCUGGAGAACAGAGUUUAAGGUGUGUGUGUGUGUGUGUGUGUGUGUGUGUGUGUGUGUGUGUGUGUGUGUGUGUGUGUGUGUGUGUGUGUGUGUGUGUGUGUGUGUGUGUGUGUGUGUGUGUGUGUGUGUGUGAAUCUGUGCAACUCCUCCACUACAAGUUUUCAGAGAUGUAUUAUUUAUGAGAAGGAGAUGCAGAACUUGGGUUUGAAUGACAUUUAUUUAUGUACAUAAUUUAAACUUAUUCCAGGAGAUUAAAUGAAAAGCUCUUGUUGUAGAUCCUGAAACAUGUUUAAAUAAGAUGGAAUGAUUAAAGUCAUAUUUACACAUA